AUGAAGGCUUCCAAUGCCCGACUUGGAUUCGUUAUAUCGGGUUUCCCAAGGAACAUCGACGAUGUAGUAGAAUGCGCCAAGAAGAUAUCGCGGCUGGACGGGGUCAUCCUGCUGGACCACCGGCAGGAGAUGCUGGAGCGGCUCGUGCAGGACGGCGUGCAGUCUGGCGCGCUGACGGCGGAGGCCGGGGAGCUGGAGCUGCGAGAAUUCCUCACGCACGUCCUCCCGCUGACAGAGCUCAUGAACAACAAGGACGUGCUGUACAAGAUCAACGUGGUUGAAUGCGACAUGCACGAAAUUGUGAACGAAAUGGAUUCCAUUGUAAAGAAGUUGGUAGACAACAGCUCAACGCUUCAUCCAGAUAAGAACCAGAACAACGGCGGCCCGGGCAGCAACAAGUCGUGUUACUGUGAAGCGGUGGCGCCGCUCUACCCGGGCUGGACGCACCUCAGCUGCAGCUGGAUGCUGCGUGACCUGGUCACUGACGAGGCUGUGCGAGACGCGCAGGACGUGCUGGCUGUUCGGCAGCUGCUGGUUGCCGGCGAGCUGGUGCCUCAGGGUCUGAUUCUCAGCUGUUUGUCCAAGGCCAUGGACCAGAACCCGUCCUCUCGGGGAUUUAUAAUCUCCGGCUUCCCACGCUGCCUGGAGCAGUUGGAACAAUUCGAGCUGGAGGUGCGUAGGUGA
Messenger RNA from Pollicipes pollicipes, 684 nucleotides. Its product is annotated as adenylate kinase isoenzyme 5-like. The record is from RefSeq and is a predicted model, not a curated record. The transcript has 6 exons. Bases 1 to 684 code for a protein of 227 amino acids. NCBI's taxonomy places the organism in Eukaryota, Metazoa, Arthropoda, Thecostraca, Pollicipedomorpha, Pollicipedidae. Gene Ontology annotation, biological process: nucleobase-containing compound metabolic process. Gene Ontology annotation, molecular function: nucleobase-containing compound kinase activity; ATP binding.